AUUCCCUUAAAGAAUUACGAAAACAAAUACACGGGCGUAAAAUGCCUAAAUUAAUUAUCGUAAAAUCAUAUAGAAUCGAAGAAGAAGAUUCAUAUAAUUAUAAUCCAAUCCAGGUCUUAAUUUACGCUUUCACUCGCCAUUAUUGUUCCCUCUUCUUCUUCUUCUUAUUCUCUGGAUCUCUCCUUCUCCCUCUCUUCUUUCUACAGUUAUUUCGCUUUAGCAGAUUACUUAAAUCCACGGUUUCUUCUUCUCCGGGAGCAUUUAUGGCGUCAGCGGUGACGGCGUCAGGCAAGGUGGAGAAAGGACAUCAGCUAUAUAGAGACGGCAAGUAUAAGGAGGCGCUUCUCUUCUAUACGGAGGCUCUUACUGCUGCUAAAGCUAAACCACAGAAGAUCGCUCUUCACAGCAACCGCGCCGCUUGUUACUUGAAAUUGCACGAUUUCAUUAAGGCAGCAGAAGAAUGCACUUGUGUUCUUGAGCUUGAUCAGAAACAUAGCGGAGCGUUGAUGCUGAGGGCUCAGACUUUAGUCACUCUUAAAGAAUACCAAUCUGCUCUUUUUGAUGUCACCAGGCUUAUGGAGUUGAACCCUGAUUCUGAGGUUUAUCAGAACCUCGAAGCUCGCUUGAGGACGCAGUUGUCCCUUGCUCCAAUUCCUGAGUCUGAAGCAGAAUUGGAAGAAGAGAGUGACGUUGAACAAGACGCUGAAGAUAAAGAAAGUAGAGAAGUUGAGCUUGGUGUCAAUGAGAGAAGAGAUAAGAGGUUUGAGUCGGUAGUUUCCCUUAGAAGAGAUCUAGAGACUACAGGAGAAGAUGCGAUAAACAAGGGGGAAGUUGUUGCACCUAAAACACCAGAGGUUAGAGAACAGAACAGCAAGGAAGUGCCAAUGUCUGGAAAGCAAUCUAAUGCAUGGCAAGCCAUACCUAAGCCUAAGGGUCAUUCAACACUCGAUUACGCCCGUUGGAAUACAGUUGAAGAUGAUUCCAGUGAAGAAGAAGACGAUGAAGACAGCGAUGACAGUGAUGAGUCGCCACCUCAGUACAGAUUCCGUGUUAAGACAGUCGGGGUGCGUCCUGUGAAGUGAAACAUUGUAGAUAGGAACAUGGGAUGGUUUCUUUCAUCCUGAUAUAUUGCAUAUUGCACAGGAGAGCUGUGAAAAAAGCAUUAGAGUGAAGGGGAUAGUGAUACCAAAGCAGACUAGUCAUGUUUUGAAUUGCCUCUUCUGUAAUUGGUUUCAGCGGUCACCAUGUAUCAAUGUGCUGUGUCUUUUUAUACAUCUUCGAAAAGAAACAUACCGAGUUUAGAUAAGAUACACAAUACAGAAGACCAUGUUCAAACCAAAUGGCCUGUUGUUCUAUUUGUUAAUACUUUCUUUGCCUCAGAGACUCUGCUUUGUUAUCACCAUGAAGAUGAUAAUGAUUUAGAAUUGAACAGAAAUGGAAUUUACAAGCUUCAUUAUUGAUAAGUCACAAAAAUACAUCACUGCCAAAGUUUUGUAUUCAUGACAUUACCAAAGCUAGAUUUGAUUAGCU
Molecule: messenger RNA, 1530 nt
Organism: Arabidopsis thaliana (thale cress)
Lineage: Eukaryota; Viridiplantae; Streptophyta; Magnoliopsida; Brassicales; Brassicaceae
Product: Tetratricopeptide repeat (TPR)-like superfamily protein
Exons: 3
Coding region: 42-1082 (346 amino acids)
Source: RefSeq, marked reviewed